Messenger RNA from Colletotrichum siamense, 1575 nucleotides. It is a transcript of the gene aurF-2, whose product is annotated as Monooxygenase aurF. The transcript has 7 exons. NCBI's taxonomy places the organism in Eukaryota, Fungi, Ascomycota, Sordariomycetes, Glomerellales, Glomerellaceae. The coding region runs from base 1 to 1575 and encodes 524 amino acids. Gene Ontology annotation, molecular function: N,N-dimethylaniline monooxygenase activity; flavin adenine dinucleotide binding; NADP binding. The record is from RefSeq and is a predicted model, not a curated record.
AUGAACAGAGGCAACAGAGUUGCCGUGAUUGGCAUGGGAUCAUUGGGCCUCGUCGCCUUGAAGAACUGUCUAGAAGAGGGCUUCGAGGCGAUCGGCUUCGAGAGGAGCUCAUACGUUGGUGGCCUCUGGAAGUACACCCCAGAUGAAAACAAGACUUCUGUGCUUCCAACCACUAUCGUCAAUAUCUCUAAAGAGAGGGGGUGUUUUACAGACUUUCCGUUUCCAAAAGAAGUACCAAGCCAAUGCUCGGCCAAGCAAGUUGAAGAUUACCUCGAAAGCUACGCAGACCACUUUAAGCUACGUCCUUUCAUACGUCUCAGUACGCAAGUGGGACGUGUGCAUCAUGACGAAAAUACGAAGAAAUGGGUCAUUGAGAUCGAUGGCUCCCCAACCGAAAUCUUUGACAAGGUCAUUAUCGCAACAGGCAUGAACCAGACGCCCAACUACCCUGAAAUUAAGGGUAUCCAAUCUUUCCCCGGCCGACAAGUGCACUCGAAAUCGUUCAAAAAGUUUGCCAGACCAGAAGAGUUCAAGGGGAAACGUGUCCUCGUUGUUGGUUUUGGGAACAGCGGUGCUGAUACGGCGGUAUCCCUCAUCGGACACGCGAAGAUUUACAUCUCACAUAGAGAAGGCGCUUAUGUUAUUCCUCGCGUCAACAAGGGGAGACCUAUUGACCACACAAUCAACGUCCGCUUCACGAAAGUUCAGGCGUUCUUGGAAUACUUUUUUCCGAAGGCAAGCGAGAGCUUUUUCAACAGGGUGGUGAAGGGGCUGCAAGACAACAACUUCAAAAUUCGACCGGAGUGGAACCUCUCUCCAGCCCCGUCUUUGAAAACAACCAGUCCGGUGGUGUCAGACGAGAUCAUUCCCGCACUGGAACGUGGAGACGUGGACUCAGUAACUGGCAUCGAUGAAGUGACCGGCGACGAAGUUGAGCUCACUGACGGCAGAGUUCUUCAAGUGGAUGCCAUCGUUUAUUGCACUGGAUACAAGGCCGACUUCAGCAUCCUUGAUCCGAAGGAUGACCCAGCAAAUACGCCGAACCCAGAGUGGGUUGCUGCGAAGGGAGCGAGGGGCAAACCGCUUCCGAGGCUCUACAAAAAUGUUCUGUCUGAGAAGUAUCCGGAGUCUCUUGCGUUCAUGGGUUGCGUAGCCUUUGCAACUGGCGCAUUUCAGCUGUAUGACCUAGCAGCUAUGGCGAUUGUUCAGAUUUGGAAAGGAGCUUCGCCCUUGCCCUCCGCGGAAGACAUAGCACGUUCAAUUGACAGGCAGCAUGCAUGGACAACAGCCUUGGCUAAGGAGAGAAAGGUCAUGCCUGCAGUCGUGAACGGGCUUGAAUGGACGGCUUGGGCUGACCGUACAGCUGGCACUGGCGUUGACGUAUAUUUAGGCUGGGGAUGGAAGGGUUGGAAGUUCUGGUUCCAAGACCCUCAGUUCUGCGGUCUUUUGAUGGGUAGUGUUUAUAGCCCGCACAUUUAUCGCUACUUUGAUGGGAAAAGGAAGAAGUGGGACGGAGCGAGAGCUGAGAUUGAAAGAUUGCAUAGAGUAGACUCAGCAAAGUCUAAGACUGUCUAG